AAGACGUAUCGAUUGAACAACUGCGUCUUACUUGAAUGAUCUUGCGAUAAAAGACGCGAUUUUACAACCCGAGACGAAUUCCGUUCAUUCUCUCAAUCAAACUUCACGUGAAUAGUUAUUAUAAUCAAUUGAUUUAAGAAAAUAAUGAAAAGUGUUUUGAAAUACGCUACGUAUAUAACAUUUGCGGUAAACGUUCUCAUCUGUUCGGGAUGUCCACACGAAACAGAAAAUGUGAAGGCUGCAUACAAAUCUGGCGAAAUGGUAGACCAAAGUGUACCAAUAACUCUCGCCGAUAUCAAGAGGAAACUAAAAGAAAGCGGCAUCUUCAACUGGCAGGACUCCUCGUUGACUGAUCGAGAGAGAAAAGAACUGAACAAGUUAUUCGAUGCUGUUGAAAUUAUGACGACAUCCCGAGCUCGUCAGCCAUCGAACGUUCAGAAUAUAUUCUAUUCGCUACGUCUCGUCGAAAGAGCGCUUAAGAAACAGCUUAAAGAAGGGCAGAUAUCAGAUACGUUGGCUGGUAAAUUCCACUGGGAAAAACUGUUCCCUCGACGCAGACAAGAAAAAUCAACGUAUUAUUUAGAUAAGAAAACGAAUAUGAGAGUGUUUCACAUUAACAAUAAAUAGUAUUAAAUUAAAUGUUUAAGAAGAAAUAAAUGGUUGUUAAAUAGAG
Messenger RNA from Vanessa tameamea, 673 nucleotides. RefSeq lists its product as uncharacterized. The coding region runs from base 145 to 627 and encodes 160 amino acids. The transcript has 5 exons. The record is from RefSeq and is a predicted model, not a curated record. Lineage: Eukaryota; Metazoa; Arthropoda; Insecta; Lepidoptera; Nymphalidae.